Molecule: messenger RNA, 1765 nt
Organism: Lutzomyia longipalpis
Lineage: Eukaryota; Metazoa; Arthropoda; Insecta; Diptera; Psychodidae
Product: L-dopachrome tautomerase yellow-f2-like
Exons: 2
Coding region: 198-1703 (501 amino acids)
Cellular component (GO): extracellular region
Source: RefSeq, a predicted model, not a curated record
AUUUCAAGAUCACCCACGCUCUGCUGAGACCAGGAGACAUUAUUAUCUUUUGAGGUCAUGACCACCUUAACCAUAUAUGCAUCAAUGGAGAAAUAUUUGUCUGAGGAAUUUGGAGUAUAAAAGCAGCCCAUCACCUUGAAAGAGGUUCAGUUCUUCCCAAAUUAUUGAAAGGAAAAGUAUCUUCUCUGUUGGAAAAAAUGCGCUUUCUUCUUUUCUUGUCCUGUGUUUUCUUUCAAAGAAUCAAUUCUUAUCCCAAAGAUCACGUUGAAGAAGUCUUCCAAUGGAAGAAGGUUGAAUUUGAGAAUCUUCCACAACCAGAAAAUUCAUACGUUGGACCCUAUCCGUACUACAUCCCUGAGAAUGUUGAUGUAACAUCUGCUGGAGGAUAUCAUCCUGCAAGUGGACUCUUUCUUACAAUUACAGCAAGAUUCAGGCCAGGAAUUCCCACCUCUUUUGGAGCUUUUUGCGUUCAUGAGUACAAAUAUUUGGGAUCAAGUCCUAAAAUUUGGGGUUUUCCAAACUACGAGAUGAAUGCAUUUAGACCUGAAGAUUUUGCCGGAGGAUCUCUUGAGGAAAAUCAAGGAAGCAAAACUAAAAAUAAUGCUGAGGAAUUGAGAAUUCUAGAAAAUCCUCUAAAUGCAACAAAAAAUAAAGACGAGGAUGAAGAAAGAAAAGGCUACAAGAAUAAAAAUCAAGAUCAUGGAAGCUACGGAAACAAUCCUGUUGUCCAGAUCCCUAUCUAUUCGAAACCUACAUAUCCUGUUGCACAGACGAAGGAUAACACGAGGAUCAUUUCAGUUUUUUACACGAUUAUUGAUGAAAAAUGCAACAGAGCUCUCUUCAUGGACAACGGGCAGGUGGUUUACUACAGGAAUACAACUUACCGCAUUCAGAAGCCAGCUAUUCUCGUUGUGGAUCUUCCAAUUGAUGGUUGUGAGACCAGAAACUUCCCCAUCUUUCGUCGAUCGGAGAUUCCUCGUAGGAUUGCUCAAAAAGGACCAGAUGGAUACAUGGCUCCAGCAAUUGACUACCAAUCGGAUUCAUGCGAUGACUUCUUCCUCUACAUUCCAAAUGGAUUCUACAAUUUCUUCCUUGUCUAUGACUACAAGAGAGAUGAAUUCUGGGCAUUUGAUCAUGAAUCAUUCCUUCCGGUUGUAGCUGAAUCGUUCUUUGUGUUUAGGAAGACUUUUCACUACGAUCUACCAAUUGGGGCAUUUGCCGUAUCCCUUGGCUUCCCGGAUAAGUACGGAGAUAGGCUUGCUUACUACACCCAAAUGGCAGGAACUGCCCAAUUCUCCGUCUCAACGAGAGUGCUCAAAAACCGAAGGAAAUCCCCGGAAAAUUACAGCAAAUAUGAUUUUAGAAUUAUGGGUUACAGAGGAUCAGGUCAUCAGGCCAUGAGAACCGCCAUAGACUACACGUACGGCGUGAUGUUCUACUCUGAAGUUCAAUCAACGCAAAUCCGCUGCUGGAACAUCCACAAACCUCUCAUUCCUGACAAUAUUGUGGUUGUUUUUCAAUCUAAAAAAGUCCAAAUGGGUAUUUACAUUGCUGUUGAUUCCUUGGGUUAUCUUUGGUUCCACAGCUCUCACAUUCCCAUCGACUACACCACGGCAAUCCCACUGAAUCUCGAGGAAGUCAACUCCAGAACUUUUAGGAUGAAGAUUGAGGAUGCAAUUAGGGGGACUGUUUGUGAGAAUUGAGUGUAAAUUGAACAAGUUUCUUUAAAUUACUAUUAGAUUUAAUUAAAUUACCUUAGAUUCUU